Raphanus sativus (radish) is the source of this 2107-nucleotide messenger RNA. RefSeq names its product serine/threonine-protein kinase D6PKL2-like. Lineage: Eukaryota; Viridiplantae; Streptophyta; Magnoliopsida; Brassicales; Brassicaceae. Gene Ontology annotation, molecular function: protein serine/threonine kinase activity; ATP binding. Gene Ontology annotation, cellular component: nucleus; plasma membrane; cytoplasm. The record is from RefSeq and is a predicted model, not a curated record. Gene Ontology annotation, biological process: protein phosphorylation.
AUUUAAUUUAGCAAGUUUUGUUUGUGGCUGGAUCCUCUCUCCGGGUUCUUGUCCUGUGCUCCCCGGCUACAUUACCAAAACACUAGUGAAGUUCCAAGUGAUCAAACUCCAUGCAAAUUCUAACAGCAACAAGCAAGCAAGCAAGCUAACUACUUUUCUUUUGUCUCUUCUUCGAAUCUCCUCCUCCUCUGCGCGUCAAUUCAAUUCACACCCAAGGUGUUUGGAAGAGAGAGAGAGAUGUGCCUUUCUAGAUAAUCUGUUUUGCGUCCCAUGGCUUCCACUCGAAAGCCUAGUGGUUAUGGAGCUGAAGCUGAAGCUCAGAAACGCUCCUCUUCAAAUAGUAAUACUAAGUCAUCCAAAGCUGAGGUUGCUGAGAGUAAACGGUUACCUAAACCUGAUUUCACAUCCUUGUCCACCGUUCUUGAGCAUGUAGAUUCAUUGACCAUUGACAGCAAGGACCAGGAGAAGAAAACAUCAGGCUUUGGCAGCGUCAAAACCAGCUCUGCCUCUGCUAAAGUGAGUGAUGGCACGAGCAGUCUCGGCAAGACGAGUGGAAGCACCAAGUUCAGUGGCCACCUUGAUUUCAUGGGGAGUGGCAAAAGCAGUAUCUGCAGGGGAAGCACAAGCAGUGACGUGAGCGAUGAGAGUAGCUGCAGCAGCUUUAGUAGUAGCAGCACUGUCAACAAACCCCACAAGGCCAACGACUUGAGAUGGGAAGCGAUCCAAGCGGUUAGAGCUCGUGACGGGGUAUUGGGUCUGAGCCAUUUCAGGCUGCUCAAGAGGCUAGGCUGUGGGGACAUUGGGAGUGUUUAUCUCUCUGAGCUGAGCGGGACGAAGUGUUGCUUUGCGAUGAAGGUUACGGACAAGACAUCUCUUGCUAGUCGCAAGAAGCUUCUCAGGGCUCAGACGGAAAGAGAGAUUCUUCAGUGUUUGGAUCACCCGUUUCUUCCUACGCUCUACACUCACUUUGAGACUGAGAAGUUCUCGUGCUUGGUGAUGGAGUUUUGUCCCGGUGGAGACUUGCAUACUCUUAGGCAACGCCAGCCAGGGAAGCAUUUCUCUGAGCAAGCGGUGAAGUUCUACAUAGCAGAGUCAUUGCUAGCGAUUGAGUACCUGCACAUGCUGGGGAUUGUGUACCGUGAUCUCAAGCCUGAGAACGUUUUGGUUCGGGAAGAUGGACAUAUAAUGCUCUCUGACUUUGACCUCUCGCUCCGAUGUCUUGUCAGCCCGACACUGGUGAAAUCUGCUGCCACUGAGUCAGAUCCGUUACGCAAAAACGUUUACUGUCUUGAGCCUGCUUGCAUCCAACCGUCUUGCACCGUCACCACCACUUGCUUCUCUCCACGUCUGUUCUCAAGCAAGUCUAGAAAGGAACGUAAAUCUAAGAUUGAUACGGCAAAUCAAGUUAGGCAAUUGCCAGAGCUAGUAGCUGAGCCAACCGACGCACGGUCCAUGUCGUUUGUGGGCACGCAUGAGUACUUGGCCCCGGAGAUCAUCAAAGGAGAAGGGCAUGAUGCUGUGGAUUGGUGGACUUUUGGGAUAUUCCUGUACGAGCUUCUCUUUGAGAGAACGCCUUUCAAGGGUUCAGGAAACCGACAGACAUUAUUCAAUGUGGUUGGUCAGCCUCUACGGUUCCCUGAAACUCCUGUGGUGAGUUUUGCAGCGAGAGACCUUAUCAGAGGCCUGCUUAUGAAGGAGCCGCAGCAGCGGCUGGGGUUCAAAAGAGGAGCCACUGAGGUUAAGCAGCACCCAUUCUUUGAAGGUGUGAACUGGGCUUUGAUUCGGUGUGCCACUCCACCAGAGAUUCCAAAGCCAGUUGAGCUGGAGGAGAGUGGACCUGUGAAUGUUGCAGAGUCACCAUCGAGCCAGAAGACAGCGGCAGGUUUGGUUCUGAAUGCUGAGAAAGGCUCUGAUAAAUAUUUGGAAUUUGAUUUCUUCUAGCACUAAGGCUAUAGAUAUGGGUAGUCUCUUCUUACUUUGAAGACAAUGUGGUGAAAGAUGAUUAAGUGUUGGUUCUCUCUUCAUAGAUUGUCUUGAAAUGAAAUUAUAUGUUUGUUUUCUCUAUGCUUUAGUUACCUCAAUUAGUAUUUAUCAGAGUUACUUUGUG